Colossoma macropomum (tambaqui) is the source of this 1740-nucleotide messenger RNA. RefSeq lists its product as uncharacterized. Bases 387 to 1361 code for a protein of 324 amino acids. The record is from RefSeq and is a predicted model, not a curated record. NCBI's taxonomy places the organism in Eukaryota, Metazoa, Chordata, Actinopteri, Characiformes, Serrasalmidae. The transcript has 6 exons.
AAGCCUCGAUACGCACUUCAUAAACGACUUCCUGGAUUUCUCGACACCAGCUCCGAAGCCUCGGCAUCAUCUGCCCAUCACUAUGAAAACAGAUACUCUAGGUCAUACUGCGGAUCACACCUGUAGACUACAGUUGCUUAACUACAGUCUUUCUUCACUUUAUACUUUCACAUACAGUCCUACACUCAGCUCCAUUAAACACACAGUCACGGCUUAAAGACGAUUAUUAUCAGUGUUUCAUUAUUAACGGUCGGUUCUGCUGAAGAUCUCCGCCUUUACCAUCUUCACUCUCCAAAACAUCCGCAACAGAGGAGGAUAAAAAAACGGUCUGUUUGUUCUUCUAGAAAGAGAGAAGAAACUCCAGGAACUUAAGUUUAAGGUCAGUCAUGCAGUCCUGCAGUUCUGCUCUCUUUGUCCUGAUCUUUCUGACCACUACAUUCGCUACUGUGUCUGGAACAGCUUUCACUGAAGUAAAGGUGAAGCUUAAUGACCCAGCGACUCUCCCUUGCUAUGAUAGAUGUUCUGGUUUGGUCACAUGGUCCCAGAACUCUAGUGUUGUUGUGGCUCAGUGUAACCAGACUUCAUGCCUGUCAGUGAAGGAUGGAUUUGAGAUGUUCUAUGAUCAGUACCUGAAGGGGAAUAACUCCCUUUUCAUAUCUGUCAUUGAUCUCAGUAAGAUCAGCGAGUACACAUGUCAGUGCGAUCAUAAGCCCAUCAUUGAUGUGCAUCUUCACAUUGUGUCUGUUCUUUCAGUAAUGGCACAUCUUCACGGGAAUGCUUCUCUGCCCUGCUAUGAAAAAUUCUGUGGUUUGGCUACAUGGUUCAGAAACAGAAAUCCCAGACAUGUUGUGGCUCAGUGUGAUCAGACUUCAUGUCAGUCAGUAAAAGCUGGAUAUCAGAUGAUCUAUGCUCAGUACCUGAAGGGAGAUCUGUCUCUCUACAUCACUGAUGCUGAUUUCAGUAUGAGAGGAUUGUACACAUGUCAGUGUGAUGGGACAGACCUCAGUGAUGUGGAAUUAAUCAUUAAUGCUCUGAAUUCUACAGUUAAGAUAAGAUCCAGUGAAUCACUGGUAUUGGAUCUGGAAAUACCAGAUCCAGUGGAGGUGCUUUAUGAGAGCACAGGUGUAGGUGGUUCUCCCAGUGGUCAGAUCUGUACAGUGGAUGGACGCUCGCCACAGUGUAAUGGUGAUUAUAAAAAAAGAGUAUCAACUGCUCUUGAGCUGAAAGGAGUGAAUCUGUCUGAUAGUGGAGUUUACACCAUCCGGGAUGCCAGAACUAAGGAGGACAUUCAUGUCUACACAGUGACCGUCAGAGAUGACCCGCCCAAUCCAGACAAAACAGCUAACGUGCCUUGGUUGUGAACAGUAGUCCGUGUGGAGGAGGAUGUGAGAUGAGAUGUGUUAGAAGUGGAAUGGACAAUCAGAAUACAGAAGAACAGAACAUCCUGCCUCCUGACCAACAAUAACCUGUAACUCUGAUUCCUCUAUAAAUCUGAUGGUUCUGUAUGUAGUGAAUCACUCCACAGUGAAAACUGAUUCACACACUGGCUAACAAGAACUGUGGGAAACUGAUAACUCAAUUACAACGUAGUACAACAUUGACUGAGCAGCUCACUCACUCACUCACUGCGCUUUGAUAAGACAUAUUGUCAUUGGGUCAUUGACAUGAUUUGCAUUUUUUUGUAUGUAAGUACAUUAUUUUCCCCCAAAAAUGUAAUAAAUACAUAACAUAUAUAUCAAG